Messenger RNA from Rhinopithecus roxellana (golden snub-nosed monkey), 4008 nucleotides. It is a transcript of the gene TMCC2, whose product is annotated as transmembrane and coiled-coil domain family 2. NCBI's taxonomy places the organism in Eukaryota, Metazoa, Chordata, Mammalia, Primates, Cercopithecidae. The transcript has 5 exons. Gene Ontology annotation, biological process: amyloid precursor protein metabolic process. The coding region runs from base 661 to 2796 and encodes 711 amino acids. The record is from RefSeq and is a predicted model, not a curated record. Gene Ontology annotation, cellular component: endomembrane system.
CCGCUCCCGGGCGGAGGCAGCCGGGCGGGGUAGGUUGCGCGCUCGCCGCGGGCUCGGGCCGCGGCCGCGGCUUUGCAGCAGGCAGCGCGUCGGGCGGGGAGUGGGGCGCCCGGGCCGGGGAGGGGGCCGGGCGCGCCGCGGCCUCCGCGGCCGGCCCAUGCGGGGCAGGGGCCGGUUGCAGGGCCGGGAGCAGCAGCCGGCGCCGAGGGCGGCCGACUAGGACCUGCCCGGCCGGCUGCCCCGCGCCCCGCCUUGCCCCGCAGCCCGGCCGGCCGAGAGGGAUGAGCUGUGCCGCCCAGCUCCUCUCCGUCCUCCCAGUGCCCUGAAGCAGAAAGUUUGGGGGCCGGGGGUUGUCUCUCUUCUCCCUCCUGCAAUGACUGCCCGAGGACUCUUGCUGCCCAGCCUCGACUGUGACCUGUCUUCGCUCCCCAGGUCGAAAUGAACUAUUCCAAGCUAUAACCAAGGCUCCCCCUUCUCGCCCCUCCCUCACCCGCCUUUAAUAAUUUUUUUUUUUUUAAUUCGAGAAAUUGUGGUCUGCCAUCUCCCCUCCUUGUUAAUAAUUUAGACCCCAGGCCUCAUUUCUGAGUAUAAGAGCAGGUGCGGUCUUCCCCAAGACGGCGCGCUGGAAGGACAGAUUCCCCUUGCCGACCCACAUACAACAUGAAGAGGUGCAGAUCGGACGAGCUGCAGCAACAACAGGGCGAGGAGGAUGGAGCUGGGCUGGAAGAUGCCGCUUCCCACCUGCCGGGCGCGGACCCCCGGCCUGGGGAGACCACGGGUGCUAACUCUGCUGGCGGGCCAACUUCAGACGCUGGCGCUGCCGCGGCGCCCAACCCAGGUCCCCGAAGCAAGCCUCCUGAUUUAAAGAAAAUCCAGCAGCUGUCAGAGGGCUCCAUGUUUGGCCACGGUCUGAAGCACCUGUUCCACAGCCGCCGUCGGUCUCGGGAAAGGGAGCACCAGACGUCUCAGGAUUCCCAGCAGCAGCAGCAGCAGCAGCAGCAGGGUAUGUCCGACCAUGACUCCCCAGAUGAGAAGGAGCGCUCUCCGGAGAUGCACCGCGUCUCCUACGCUAUGUCCCUGCACGAUCUGCCUGCCCGGCCCACUGCCUUCAACCGUGUGCUGCAGCAGAUCCGGUCCCGGCCCUCCAUCAAGCGGGGCGCCAGCCUGCACAGCAGCAGUGGGGGUGGCAGCAGCGGGAGCAGCAGCCGGCGCACCAAGAGUAGCUCCCUGGAGCCCCAGCGUGGCAGCCCUCACCUGCUGCGGAAGGCCCCCCAGGACAGCAGCCUGGCCGCCAUCCUGCACCAGCACCAGUGCCGUCCCCGCUCUUCCUCCACCACUGACACUGCUCUGCUGCUGGCCGAUGGCAGCAAUGUGUACCUCCUGGCUGAGGAGGCCGAAGGCAUCGGGGACAAGGUCGACAAGGGAGACCUGGUGGCCCUGAGCCUCCCCGCCGGCCAUGGUGACACUGACGGCCCCAUCAGCCUGGAUGUGCCCGACGGGGCACCGGACCCCCAGCGGACCAAGGCCGCCAUUGACCACCUGCACCAGAAGAUCCUGAAGAUCACCGAGCAGAUCAAGAUCGAGCAGGAGGCUCGCGAUGACAACGUGGCAGAGUACCUGAAACUGGCCAACAACGCAGACAAGCAGCAGGUGUCGCGCAUCAAGCAGGUGUUCGAGAAGAAGAACCAGAAGUCAGCCCAGACCAUCGCCCAGCUGCACAAGAAGCUGGAGCACUACCGCCGGCGCCUGAAGGAGAUUGAGCAGAACGGGCCCUCGCGGCAGCCCAAGGACGUGCUGCGGGACAUGCAGCAGGGGCUGAAGGACGUAGGCGCCAACGUGCGCGCAGGCAUCAGUGGCUUUGGGGGCGGCGUGGUGGAGGGCGUCAAGGGCAGCCUCUCCGGUCUCUCGCAGGCUACCCACACCGCCGUGGUGUCCAAGCCCCGGGAGUUUGCCAGCCUCAUCCGCAACAAGUUUGGCAGUGCUGACAACAUCGCUCACCUGAAGGACCCCCUGGAAGAUGGGCCUUCCGAGGAGGCAGCCCGGGCACUGAGCGGCAGUGCCACACUCGUCUCCAGCCCCAAAUAUGGCAGCGAUGACGAGUGCUCCAGUGCCAGCGCCAGCUCAGCCGGGGCCGGCAGCAACUCGGGGGCUGGGCCCAGCGGAGCACUGGGGAGCCCUAAGUCCAGUGCACUGUAUGGUGCUCCUGGAAACCUGGAUGCUCUGCUGGAAGAGCUACGGGAGAUCAAGGAGGGACAGUCUCACCUGGAGGACUCCAUGGAAGACCUGAAGACUCAGCUGCAGAGGGACUACACCUACAUGACCCAGUGCCUGCAGGAGGAGCGCUACAGGUAUGAGCGGCUGGAGGAGCAGCUCAACGACCUGACUGAGCUUCACCAGAACGAGAUGACGAACCUGAAGCAGGAGCUGGCCAGCAUGGAGGAGAAGGUGGCCUACCAGUCCUAUGAGAGGGCGCGGGACAUCCAGGAGGCCGUGGAGUCCUGCCUGACCCGGGUCACCAAGCUGGAGCUGCAGCAGCAACAGCAGCAGGUGGUGCAGCUGGAGGGCGUGGAGAACGCCAACGCGCGGGCGCUGCUGGGCAAGUUCAUCAACGUGAUCCUGGCGCUCAUGGCCGUGCUGCUGGUGUUCGUGUCCACCGUCGCCAACUUCAUCACACCCCUCAUGAAGACACGCCUGCGCAUCACCAGCACCGCCCUCCUGGUCCUCGUCCUGUUCCUCCUCUGGAAGCACUGGGACUCCCUCACCUACCUCCUGGAGCACGUGUUGCUGCCCAGCUGAGUGGCCAGCCAUGCCGACCCUGUGCUCUCCGGCCCCCAGCUGGCCACACUGCUCCAGGAGGGACCCUUGGACUUCUUCGUGUGUCCAGUUUGGCCUCCUGCCCAAACUGUCCAUUCCAGCAGCUCCUGCCCCCUUCUCUGUACUUGCUUCUGUCUGACACCUUCUCCCUGUUGGCCUGAAAGGAGCUUAGAAUGCAGCCCUGGCUGGAUAUAGUGGGGGCACCUGUGGCCAAGUGGAGCAGAGGUGGACACGGGAUUGGAUUGUUUUGAUUAUUUAUAGUUACACAAGGACUUCUCCCAGCUGACCCUCAGGAUGCCCCGGGUCAGGAAGGCCAUUAAGAAUAAGAGGAGAGGGCUCUGCCUCAACUUUCCUAGGAAAGAGCCCACCUCAGAGAUAGCUACGGUUUCCUCUGGUGGAGAUGGUGAGGAUGAAGGCUGGAGAGUGAGGGAGGAGGAUCUGCUGGCCUCAGAGAACACAGGGAUGGGAGGGUCCCUAGCCUUCAGGCACCUCUAGAGCCAGAAAGCAGGCUCAGAGCAGCUAGUGUGGAGCUCAGCACCCCCAACCCCACCCCUCCUCCCUGUAGAGCUGACUUGUGGCCUCCUUCUGGGGCUGGGCUCUGCAGGCCAGGUGGGUGUGGCUUGUGUUUUCCCUGUUGUUCUUUCUGCCUGUACUGGAUCUGCUAUUUUCAGGGAAAUAGGCCCCAGGGCCCCCCUGAGCCUCACCCUAAGCCCUUAGGCCUCUGAGAGUGCUGUUGGGUUCUAUUUAUUUAUUUAUUUGUUCUUUUGUUCCCUACCCAUGCUCCUAGCGUCUUCCCUGCUGAGCACCGGGAGAGGUCCUGCCCUGUCCUCUCUGAAGCCAGGGCCGUUCCAUUCCAUUUAGCCUCUGGAUCAUCCUGGCUGGGAGAAGUGGGACCAAGCCACCCAGCCCUUCUCUCCCCAAGCAGCCCUACAGCCGGGAUGGGAGGCGUGUGGCCUCUUUUAUCUGUCUAUUUAUUUUGUAAGUGUGUAUUCAUGUGGAGGAGGUUGUUUUAUUUUUUUAAGGCUCUGGAGUGUUGUGUAUGGUUUUUCACAUCCCAGCCUCCCAUGGGCACUUCCAAGAAGAGAGGGGAUUUCUUGGAAAAGGAGAGAGGAAUCCCCUAGAGCAGGGAAAGCAGUGCCUGCCAGCUGUUGUGCACCUUCCUGAGAAAUAAAUAUCCUCUAAAUUUUCAAACCA